Impatiens glandulifera is the source of this 2463-nucleotide messenger RNA. Its product is annotated as subtilisin-like protease SBT1.8. The record is from RefSeq and is a predicted model, not a curated record. The transcript is spliced from 2 exons. NCBI's taxonomy places the organism in Eukaryota, Viridiplantae, Streptophyta, Magnoliopsida, Ericales, Balsaminaceae. Gene Ontology annotation, molecular function: serine-type endopeptidase activity. The coding region runs from base 54 to 2366 and encodes 770 amino acids. Gene Ontology annotation, biological process: proteolysis.
UUCGCCCAAAACCCAACUUCUUCUUCCUCUUUCUUCUUCUUCAUCCUUUAGCCAUGGUGGGGGGAACUUCUGGGGUCUGGUUAUCGUUCUGUUUCACCACUGUACUUCUUCCGUUUCUCGCUUUUUGCACCAAGCAAACGUACAUUGUCCAUAUGAAACAAGAUCAUAAACCUUCUACUUAUACCACCAAUCACGAUUGGUAUUCUGCCCAUCUCCAAUCUCUCAAAACCUCCGAUUCCGAUUCGGAUUCCCUACUCUACACUUACACCACCGCCUUCCAUGGCUUUGCCGCCGUCCUCGACCCAAACCAAGUACAAGCUCUCCGACAGUCCGAUUUCGUCCUCGAUGUUUACGAAGAAACUGUUUACACUCUUCACACAACUCGGACACCUGUGUUUCUCGGUUUGGAAAAUCAAUUAGGACUCUGGGACGGUCAUAACAUUCAAGACCUCAAUCAGGCAUCUCAUGAUGUUGUAAUCGGCGUUUUAGAUACUGGGAUCUGGCCGGAAUCUAAAAGUUUCGACGAUUCCGGCAUGCCUCCGGUUCCAGCGCGGUGGAAGGGAGAAUGCGAAGGUGGGGUUGAUUUCAGUCCUUCUUUAUGUAACAGGAAGUUAAUCGGGGCUAGGAGUUUCUCAAAGGGAUAUCAUAUGGCGGUUGGAAAUGAUCCGACGGUCAAGAGUAAGGAGAAUCCAACGCCGAGAGAUCAGGACGGUCACGGGACUCACACAGCGAGUACGGCAGCCGGAGCCCACGUAGCCAAUGCUAGCCUAUUCGGUUAUGCUAGCGGGACAGCGCGUGGGAUGGCUACGGCGGCGCGUGUGGCGGCUUAUAAAGUUUGCUGGAGUACAGGUUGUUUUGGGUCUGAUAUUCUUGCAGGUAUGGAUCGUGCCAUUGAUGAUGGUGUGAAUGUUUUAUCAAUGUCUCUGGGCGGCGGGUCUGGUGCCUAUUUUCGGGAUACAAUAGCUAUCGGAGCAUUUACUGCUAUGGAGAAGGGUAUUUUUGUUUCAUGCUCGGCAGGUAAUAGUGGUCCAGAGAGGGCUACUCUUGGAAAUGUUGCUCCUUGGAUAAUGACCGUUGGAGCCGGAACUUUAGAUCGUGAUUUCCCGGCGUACGCCGUGCUUGGAAAUGGGCAUCGAUUCGCCGGCGUUUCUCUAUACAGCGGCAAUGGAAUGGGGAAGAAGCAGGUGGAGAUAGUUUACAGCAAGGGUAACAACAGUCAGAGUAAUUUAUGUAUGCCCAAUUCGCUUGACCCGAAAUUGGUUCGUGGGAAGGUGGUUUUAUGCGACAGGGGUGUUGAUGCUCGUGUUGAGAAGGGUUUGGUGGUGAAACAAGCCGGAGGGGUAGGGAUGAUUUUGGCGAAUACGGCGGCUAGCGGCGAGGAGUUAGUGGCAGACAGUCAUUUGUUGCCGGCUGUGGCUGUGGGUAAGAAAGUAGGUGACCAGAUAAGGGAAUACGUUUUAAAAUCGGGGAAAAAGGCAACGGCUGUGUUGAGCUUUGGUGGAACUGUGUUGAAUGUUAAGCCAUCGCCGGUGGUGGCGGCGUUUAGUUCAAGGGGGCCGAAUAUGGUGACGCCGGAGAUUUUAAAGCCUGAUAUAAUUGGACCUGGUGUUAACAUAUUGGCUGGUUGGUCUAGUGUGAUAGGCCCGACCGGGCUUGAACAGGAUACAAGAAAAACUUCAUUCAACAUCAUGUCAGGAACAUCAAUGUCUUGCCCUCACAUAAGCGGCCUAGCCGCACUUCUGAAAGCAGCCCAUCCAGAAUGGAGUCCAAGCGCGAUCAAAUCCGCCCUCAUGACCACAGCAUACACAAAAGACAACACAAAUUCCCCACUACGCGAUGCAGCCGACGGCUCCAUUUCAAACUCUCAAAUCCACGGUGCGGGCCAUGUGAACCCACACCUGGCCAUCUCCCCAGGGCUCGUUUACGACAUUUCCACCUCAGAUUACAUCACAUUCCUCUGUACCCUGGGCUACGCCAUCGAACAUAUUCAAACCAUAGUGAAACACCCAAACAUAACUUGUUCGCGUAAAUUCCGCGAUCCUGGACAGCUCAACUAUCCAUCGUUCUCAAUUCUGUUUGGGAAAUCGAGGGUGGUGAGGUACACUCGGGUUUUGACUAACGUGGGAGCUGCAGGAUCGACUUACAACGUUUCUGUUGAUGGACCGGAAGAGGUGGCGGUGACGGUGAAGCCAACGAGAUUGGUAUUUGAUAAGGUUGGGGAGAGGAGAAGGUAUACUGUGACGUUUGUUUCAAAGAAAGGGAUUAGUCCUCCUAAGGAAGCGUUUGGUUCGCUGGCUUGGAACAAUGACCAGCACCAGGUGACGAGCCAGAUUGCAUAUUCAUGGCCACAGCUACUGCUGCAGUAGUAGAAACAAAUGGUGGGCCGACCGACCGACCGGAGUUAAUGAUAGCUUGUUGUUUGGAAUCAAGUAAAUUUUAAAUUUAAAUCUACUAGCCGUUGAA